UAGGUGACUGCCCCUUUAAGAGCAGUGGAUCCGCCCCCCUGUAGAGGAGGACCUAUUAGAGCAGAGGCCCGGGCGCCGGUGACUCAGAGUGUUCGCGGGAGCGCAGCAUCUACCCCAGCCAACCCAGUUCCCGAGGUCCGACAGUGCCCGGCCCAGACCUCUAAGCCUGCCAGGAGCAAGCUGAGAGCUAGCUGCCCGGCACGCUCCGCCCCUCAGCAGUCUCUGUCCUUCCGUCUGAGCCCCGUGCCCUUCCCGGGACCCCCUGCCCCGCGGGCAGUGCUGCCACCCUGCCGUUCAUGGAGACUCCGUCCCAGCGGCGCGCCACCCGUAGUGGGGCGCAGGCCGGCUCUACCCCACUGUCGCCCACCCGCAUCACCCGGCUGCAGGAGAAGGAGGACCUGCAGGAGCUCAAUGACAGGUUGGCGGUCUACAUCGAUCGUGUGCGCUCGCUGGAGACGGAGAACGCAGGGCUGCGCCUUCGCAUCACCGAGUCUGAAGAGGUGGUCAGUCGCGAGGUGUCCGGUAUCAAGGCGGCCUACGAGGCCGAGCUGGGGGAUGCCCGCAAGACCCUCGACUCAGUGGCUAAGGAGCGCGCCCGCCUGCAGCUGGAGCUGAGCAAAGUGCGCGAGGAGUUUAAGGAGCUCAAAGCGCGUAAUACCAAGAAGGAGGGUGACUUGCUGGCUGCCCAGGCCCGGCUCAAGGACCUGGAGGCUCUACUCAACUCCAAGGAGGCCGCACUGAGCACUGCUCUCAGUGAGAAGCGCACGUUGGAGGGCGAGCUGCAUGACCUGCGGGGACAGGUGGCCAAGCUUGAGGCAGCACUGGGUGAGGCCAAGAAGCAACUUCAGGAUGAAAUGUUACGGCGGGUAGAUGCUGAGAACAGGCUGCAGACCCUUAAGGAAGAACUGGACUUCCAGAAGAAUAUCUACAGUGAGGAACUACGUGAGACCAAACGGCGCCAUGAGACCCGGCUGGUGGAGAUUGAUAAUGGGAAGCAGCGUGAGUUUGAGAGCCGGCUGGCGGAUGCUCUGCAGGAGCUGCGGGCCCAGCAUGAGGACCAGGUGGAACAGUACAAGAAGGAGCUGGAGAAGACCUAUUCUGCCAAGCUGGAUAAUGCCAGGCAGUCUGCUGAGAGGAACAGCAACCUAGUGGGGGCUGCCCACGAGGAGCUGCAGCAGUCCCGCAUCCGCAUUGACAGCCUCUCGGCCCAGCUCAGCCAGCUCCAGAAGCAGCUGGCAGCCAAGGAGGCAAAGCUUCGGGACCUGGAGGACUCUCUGGCCCGGGAGCGGGACACCAGCCGGCGGCUGCUGGCGGAGAAGGAGCGAGAGAUGGCUGACAUGCGGGCAAGGAUGCAGCAGCAGCUGGAUGAGUACCAGGAACUGCUGGAUAUCAAGUUGGCCCUGGACAUGGAGAUCCAUGCUUACCGAAAGCUCCUGGAGGGAGAGGAGGAGAGGCUACGCCUGUCCCCCAGCCCCACCUCCCAGCGCAGCCGUGGCCGCACCUCCUCCCACUCAUCCCAGACACAGGGUGGGGGCAGCAUCACUAAAAAGCGCAAACUGGAGUCCACUGAGAGCCGCAGCAGCUUCUCGCAGCACGCUCGUACUAGCGGGCGUGUGGCAGUGGAGGAGGUGGAUGAGGAGGGCAAGUUUGUGCGACUGCGCAACAAGUCCAAUGAGGACCAGUCCAUGGGCAACUGGCAGAUCAAGCGCCAGAAUGGAGAUGAUCCCUUGCUGACUUACCGCUUCCCACCAAAGUUCACCCUGAAAGCUGGACAGGUGGUGACGAUCUGGGCUGCAGGAGCUGGGGCUACCCAUAGUCCUCCUACUGACAUGGUGUGGAAGGCGCAGAACACCUGGGGCUGUGGGAACAGCCUGCGCACUGCUCUCAUCAACUCCACUGGGGAAGAGGUGGCCAUGCGCAAGCUUGUGCGCUCAGUGACUGUGGUUGAGGACGACGAGGAUGAGGAUGGAGAUGACCUGCUCCAUCACCACCACGGCUCCCACUGCAGCAGCUCGGGGGACCCCGCUGAGUACAACCUGCGCUCGCGCACCGUGCUGUGCGGGACAUGUGGGCAGCCUGCCGACAAGGCAUCUGCCAGCGGCUCAGGAGCCCAGGUGGGCGGAUCCAUCUCCUCUGGCUCUUCUGCCUCCAGUGUCACAGUCACUCGCAGCUACCGCAGUGUGGGGGGCAGUGGGGGUAGCUUCGGGGACAACAUGGUCACCCGCUCCUACAUCCUGGGCAACUCCAGCCCUCGAACCCAGAGCCCCCAGAACUGCAGCAUCAUGUAAUCUGGGACCUGCCAGGCAGGGGUCAAGGUGGAGGCCAUCUGCUUCCUCCUCACCUGAUGCUGACCCCCUGCCCUACACCUCAUGGGAGCAGGCUUGAAGCCAAAGAAAAACAUCCCCUUCGGUUUUUUCUUCUAUAUUUUUUUUUCUAAGAGAAGUUAUUUUCUACAGUGGUUUUAUAUUGAAGGAAAAACACAAGCAAAAAAAAAAAAAAAAAAAAAAAGCCUCUAUCUCAACCCUAAUUUCUCCCUCUUCCUUUCCCUGCUUCCAGGAAACUCUGUAUCUGCCUUAAAACCAAAAAGGGCUUCCUAUUGAAGCCAAGGGAAGGGGGUGCUUUUACCAAGCCUAGUUUCUGCUUUGCUACCCUGGCUGUUGCCCCCACCCCAGGGACCCUGUGACAUGGUGCCUAAGAGGCAGGCAUGGAGUCCUCUCCACCAGCCUCCUCCAGAUAGCUGGUCAACUGCCAGAUCAGUCUCAGAAUGAGAGGACAGCUGAGCCAGGCCUCGGCCUGGUUCCACUACACCUGGGUGAGGCUCCUCACCCUGCCCUAUUCCCAGUCCCCACCUCUGCCCCUGCCCUGGGGUGAGUUGAUUCCCCCAGGUACCAGCUGUGCUUGCUUUUUCUGUAUUGCGUUUAGACAAGAGAUGGGAAUGCAAUGGGGGAGGGGGUGGAAGAAAGGGGAAGGAAGUAAGCCUGUCUUCUCCUAGCUUUAGAGCUUGGGUGGGCUCAGUCCAGUUACUGGAGGUCAAAGUCAAGGGGGGUGCUGGGAAGAGAGAGAGGGAAGCUACUGGAAAGGGUGAGAGGCUGCUGAGGCCCUACCACAGAGGAGGAAGGUAAGAGAGAUCAAGGGGAUGUGGCAGUAGUUACUGGCAAACACUAAGGAGCCCCUGGCCUCUCCAUUUCCCAUCUGCACCCCUUUUCUCCUCCCCAAAUCAAUACACUAGUUGUUUCUAUCCCUGGC
Messenger RNA from Castor canadensis (American beaver), 3246 nucleotides. RefSeq names its product lamin A/C (gene Lmna). Gene Ontology annotation, molecular function: structural constituent of cytoskeleton. The record is from RefSeq and is a predicted model, not a curated record. Gene Ontology annotation, cellular component: nuclear lamina; nuclear envelope. Gene Ontology annotation, biological process: nuclear migration; heterochromatin formation; nuclear pore localization. Lineage: Eukaryota; Metazoa; Chordata; Mammalia; Rodentia; Castoridae.